AUGCAGAGUCUAAUAGACGAAAAUCUAUCCGAAAUUAUUCGAGACUACAAACUGAAAACGUAUUACGAAGGUAAUCUCACUGUCCACCUGCACAAUGAUCCAGACACGCCUCCAUCAGCUCCACAACGGCGCGAGCGUUGGAAGAAGAUUCGCACAAUAGGCCAAGGUGGUCAGAGCGAGGUUGUUCUAGAGACUUGUGUCGAUGGCGGUCGACGUUUUACUGAACGCGCCGUAAAGAAGAUCCGAUUACAAGGAGGUGACCCAAAGCGACGUUACGAGAGUGAGCUUGGAGCCAUCGUGAAAUUCUCCCAUGACAGAUAUUCGAAAUACUUUGUGAAGUUGCUAGGAUGGUUCGCAUCAUCGACCAAGCUAUACAUGGCCAUGGAAUAUUUUCCAGCAGGAGAUUUGUACAGCUACGUUCGCAAACAUCAGGGCUUACCCGAAGAAGAUUGUCGUCAGAUCACCUGUCAGCUUCUGUCAGCUAUCGCAGCCAUGCAUACGGAAGGAUUUGCCCAUCGCGACAUAAAACCCCAAAAUAUUCUAAUCUACAGCCACCCACACCCCGACACCCAAGGUUCAUGGUGGGUCAAGCUAGGUGAUUUCGGCAUCAGCAAAAGGAUCGGUGUAGAUCCUAACAUCACCACUUCAUCGGUCGGCACUAUGCUCUACAUGGCACCUGAGCUUUUUCAUGUAAACUCUUCCGAAAUACUUACUAGCGACUAUCGAGAGGCAGAUUUAUGGUCCUUGGGGAUUACUAUUUUCUUCAUACUGACAAACGCCGUUCCAUUUCAAACCCCUGCCUCCACGAUAAAGUUUGCUCAGAACUCGGGGGAGCCUUUCCCUCGCGCUUUUCUGGAGCAUUAUGGCGUAACUGAAGAAGGCCAAGCUUUUAUUCGCGAGACGUUGAGGCCCGAGCCGGGGACAAGAUCGAACUUCGCCAUGGCGAUGGAUCAUGCUUGGAUCCAGGCUUUAUUUCCAAGUGCUCCAGAAUCUGGCACACAAAGUCGGAGAAGCUCCAUGGAUGACGAUGGCGUUACACAAGGUGCCACAACAGAGAUUUCCACACUAUCUUCCCAGCCAGUAUCACAAGGGCAGUAUGAUGAGAGACACUGUGCGUCUAAUCCACCAAGACAACAGGCUCCAUCACAGGGAAGUUUUGAGACUGCAACAGUAAAUGAGGCAACUGCAGAUGUCUAUACUGGGACACGUAACCGCCCGUUUGCGGAAAACAAGUCUGAAACGUUAUUGAACAUCAAACGGCUACAUGAUGCAGCCCGUCGAGGACGUGUCAACGACGUCAAAAUGCUUCUCGAUCAAGGGGUUAGUCCUGCUGCGUUUUACAAUGAAUCAACGCGGCUAUUGCUUGAGAAGGGUGCUGAUAUUGAAGCAAAAGAUAGAAUCGGCAGUACAGCACUGCUUAUAGCUGUAAUAUUUUCUAAGCAUAAGAUUCUCAAUCUAUUGCUUGAGAAGGGUGCUGAUAUUGAAGCAAAAGAUAAAAACGGCUGGACAGCACUGCUUAUAGCUGCAAGAUAUUCUAAGCAUGAGAUUCUUGAGCUAUUGCUUGAGAAGGGUGCUGAUAUUGAAGCAAAAAGUAAAGCCGGCUGGACAGCACUGCUUAUAGCUGCAACAUUUUCUAAGCAUAAGAUUCUCAAUCUAUUGCUUGAGAAGGGUGCUGAUAUUGAAGCAAAAGAUAAAAACGGCUGGACAGCACUGCUUAUAGCUGCAACAUUUUCUAAGCAUAAGAUUCUCAAUCUAUUGCUUGAGAAGGGUGCUGAUAUUGAAGCAAAAGAUAAAAACGGCUGGACAGCACUGCUUAUAGCUGUAAUAUCUUCUGAGCAUGAGAUUCUUGAGCUAUUGCUUGAGAAGGGCGCUAAUGUUAAUGCAAGAGACGAGUCUGGCAGAACAUCCCUCACCUUGGCUCAGAUAUACAAUGAAAAGCCCGUGUCCGAGUUUCAUUCUUAA
Molecule: messenger RNA, 1962 nt
Organism: Fusarium graminearum PH-1
Lineage: Eukaryota; Fungi; Ascomycota; Sordariomycetes; Hypocreales; Nectriaceae
Exons: 6
Coding region: 1-1962 (653 amino acids)
Biological process (GO): protein phosphorylation
Cellular component (GO): nucleus; cytoplasm
Molecular function (GO): ATP binding; protein binding; protein kinase activity
Source: RefSeq, a predicted model, not a curated record